AUGACCUGUAUUGAGUUAAAGGGGAAUCCGAAAUACAGAUGUGAGUGUCCACAGGGAUACACCGGUGCCGCAUGUGAAACAGAUAUUGAUGAAUGCUCUUCUGGAAGCAACAAUUGUCACCAGGAAGCUACUUAUGUUAAUGAAUGCUCUUCUGGAAGCAUCAAUUGUCACCGGGACCACGCUUCUUGUGCAAACACCAUUGGCUCCUUCGCAUGCACAUGUAAACCUGGGUAUACAGGAGACGGAAUAAACUGCGCAGAUUGCGCUAUGGGUGCUAUGGGUAUGGAAUCGGGUGCUAUAAGUGACUCGGCAAUAACUGCAUCGAGCUACGUUGAUAACACCUUUACAACUCUGCUGCCUUCAUAUGGCUGCCUUAAUCACGAAAAGGCCUGGGUGUCAGGGCCUAAGAGCCCUGGAGAGUACCUCCAAAUCGACCUGGGGCGUGUGACAACAGUCACCAAGGUGGCCACUCAAGGAAACCCGAAUUGGCCUGAAGAGGGGACGAAGAGCUACAAGAUCAGGUACAGCACCGAUCUAUCCACCUGGAAACUUUACCGCGAGGGAGGACAAGAAAAGGUCUUUCCCGGAAACACAAACAGGAACACUGUUGUCUACGGAGUGUUGGCACAGCCCAUUGUUGCACGUGGUAUCCGGAUCAUCGCGGUUACUUUUAAAUGGAGGCCUGCUUUGAGGGUGGAGGUCUACGAAUGCAUGUGA
This is a messenger RNA of Nematostella vectensis (starlet sea anemone), 717 nucleotides long. RefSeq names its product EGF-like repeat and discoidin I-like domain-containing protein 3. Gene Ontology annotation, molecular function: calcium ion binding. NCBI's taxonomy places the organism in Eukaryota, Metazoa, Cnidaria, Anthozoa, Actiniaria, Edwardsiidae. The transcript is spliced from 5 exons. The coding region runs from base 1 to 717 and encodes 238 amino acids. The record is from RefSeq and is a predicted model, not a curated record.